AUGGGUGCGGCGCCAGAUUCGACUGAAAGAAAUGAGACCUCAAGCAGUAAUUUGCCGGGGCAUGAACGUGGCUGCAGGUGGGCUGAGCUGGUUCUCAGGAAACCCUUGACCGCGCUCGUGGUAGAUGGAGUGACUGUGUGCCGGCUUAUAGUGUAUCACAGGCUGGAAUCAGUCGGUGUCGAAACAAAGAUGGUUGGAAGCGGGCAGGAGGCGCUUGAGCUCACCGAAGCGCAUUACGACUUGAUCCUCGUCGACAGAUACAUGCAUCACAUGAGUGGUCUCGAGACAUCUCACCAGGGUUUCUCGUGGCAGACCAUACGGCUAAUGAGGGAGAGGGGCGUGCGAACCAAGAUUGUCGGCCUGACGUCCGGAGAGCUCGAGACUGACAGGCCGGAAAUGAUGCAAGCUGGAGCCGACGACUGCCUGGAGAAGCCGCUGUCUGCGGAUGCUUUGGCCCGUAUCCUGGCCGAGAUCGACCGCCACUGA
Molecule: messenger RNA, 486 nt
Organism: Syzygium oleosum
Lineage: Eukaryota; Viridiplantae; Streptophyta; Magnoliopsida; Myrtales; Myrtaceae
Product: two-component response regulator 24-like
Exons: 2
Coding region: 1-486 (161 amino acids)
Biological process (GO): phosphorelay signal transduction system
Source: RefSeq, a predicted model, not a curated record